AUCCACAUCUGGGUCCAUUAGUCAUUUUGCCAUCACUGCCAGCUUCAUCCUCCUGUUUCACUCAACAAAUUGCUCACAUUGAGGCCCCUCACAUAUAUAUAUAUUAUAUAUAAUCUCAACUUUCAAAUUUUUGGCCUUUUGCAAAUCUUCAUUUAGUUUAAUAUUCUAGAAACCCAGAAGUAAAAACUAAAAGAGCACCAAACUUUACUUAAUUUCCAGCAGUUCUCAUUUUCACAUCCCCCACCAAGCACUGAGAUCAUUAUAAGAUUACCAAUUGGUACCACUUUCCAAUUGUGGAAAGCAAAAUUGUUACCAUAAGAUGAGGGUUUAGUUGAGGGUUUUAAAGAUUCUUCACAAGGUUAACAAGGGGACUCAUUUUGUUCACAAGGAAGAUGAUAUGAGUAGUUGUUGUUGUUCAUAUCCAGUGACACUUGUCACCACCACGCGAAUAAUGUCGACUUGUAUCAUGCGAAAAAUGCGAGAUUUCGGUCUAUAAAAGGCAUUGAGGGAAGGUUCAAGAGAUUUGUGUCGAGAAAAGAAAAUGGUGCAUCGGAUUUCAACUGAAAGGGUAAAAGACUUGAAUGGAAUCGAUCAAAUCGUGCUCCGGAAUUCGCAGGGUGCAUCGGCUAAGGUCAGCUUGCAUGGAGGACAGGUCGUUUCAUGGAGGAAUGAUCGAGGCGAAGAACUAUUGUUUGCUAGUACUAAGGCAAAGGGUAAGGCCCCGAAAGUAAUCCGAGGAGGUAUUCCAAUAUGUUUUCCGCAGUUUGAUAGCUGUGGUUCACUUGAACAACAUAGUUUUGCAAGAAAUAAAAUCUGGACCGUUGAUGAAAGCCCUCCAUCGCUUCCUGCCAAAGAUUCAAGUGGAAAAUCAUUCGUUGAUUUGCUGCUAAAAUCAUCUGAAGAAGACCUCAAAUGCUGGCCCCACAGUUUUGAACUUCGUCUUAGAGUCUGCCUUGGAGCGGAUGGAAACCUGACGUUAAUAUCCCGAGUCAGGAACAUAAACGCGAAGCCUUUUAGUUUCUCGUUUGCUUAUCACUCAUAUCUGUCGGUUUCUGACAUUAGUGAAGUGAGGGUUGAAGGGCUAGAAACAAUGGACUACUUGGACAACCUUUGUCAAAAAGAACAGUUUACCGAACAAGGAGAUGCUCUUACCUUUGAAGCCGAGAUUGAGCGUGUGUAUAUUAGCUCUCCAAGUUGUGUUGCAGUACUUGAUCAUGAAAGGAAGCGUACGUUUGUGCUAAGAAAGGAAGGACUACCAGAUGUUGUGGUGUGGAAUCCAUGGGAGAAGAAGUCAAAGUCAAAGUCGAUGGCGGAUUUGGUAAAUGAUGAGUACCGACACAUGGUUUGUGUUGAUGGGGCCGUGAUUGAGAAACCGGUUACUUUGAAGCCUGGAGAAGAAUGGACGGGGCGUUUGGAGAUUAUCGUUGUGCCUUCAAGUUUUUCUAGUGAGGGUCUUGGUUUUUAAAUGAGAUGUCUAUAAUAGUUUCAAUUGUUUUCUUGUCUAGAUUUUAUUUUGUGUUAGGAUCUUUAAGCUUUUAGCUAAAAGGUCAUGUUUUUAUAUAUGUUUAAAGUGUGUUUGUUAUCGCGUAAUGUUUAUAUAUGUUAAAAGGUGUGUUUGUUAUCACAUAUGACUUUAUUUUUCUA
This is a messenger RNA of Helianthus annuus (common sunflower), 1644 nucleotides long. Its product is annotated as putative glucose-6-phosphate 1-epimerase. Bases 542 to 1465 code for a protein of 307 amino acids. Gene Ontology annotation, biological process: carbohydrate metabolic process. Lineage: Eukaryota; Viridiplantae; Streptophyta; Magnoliopsida; Asterales; Asteraceae. The record is from RefSeq and is a predicted model, not a curated record. The transcript has 9 exons. Gene Ontology annotation, molecular function: carbohydrate binding; isomerase activity.